Stegastes partitus (bicolor damselfish) is the source of this 6711-nucleotide messenger RNA. RefSeq names its product zinc finger CCCH-type containing 4 (gene zc3h4). Lineage: Eukaryota; Metazoa; Chordata; Actinopteri; Pomacentridae. Bases 205 to 4323 code for a protein of 1372 amino acids. Gene Ontology annotation, biological process: negative regulation of DNA-templated transcription. Gene Ontology annotation, cellular component: nucleus. The transcript has 14 exons. Gene Ontology annotation, molecular function: RNA binding; metal ion binding. The record is from RefSeq and is a predicted model, not a curated record.
CAUUUCACAUCGCUACAGUAGGACGGAGAACGUCAGGAUUCAAUUUCAUCAAAUUUCUCUUACAACUGUAGUGGAGAAUUGCCUACUAUGAACUGAAUCUCUUCCUAAAACCAAAAACAAGUAGAUCCUAGUGAAGUGACGCAUAAGCCAGUAGGUUUCAGUGUCGAGUGGUAAUUUUUUUGCACCUCAAUGUAGCUAGAGGAAAUGGCUGUGGAAAGCAUGACUGUCCAUCCAAACUCCCCAACUACCAACCACGAACACAACAGUCUCCUGACUGACGAAAGGCCAGAAGAUGGAGAGCUGGAGGAGGGCGAGCUGGAAGAUGACGGGGGAGAUGUUGAGGCUGAGGAAAUGGGUGGAGGUGUGUCUGCAGCAGGAGCAGGAGGAGGAGAAGGGGGCGACGACGCCGGCGGAGGAGGCGAAGCGGGAGGAGACGGGGCGGUGGAGAGGCCUCGGCGAAGUCGAGAGCGCCACGCCAGCAGCGAGUCGGACGACGAGAGGUCCCACCGUCGCAAGAGGAAGCGGAAGAAAGAGAGGGAGCGGGAGCGGGAAAAGAGGAGGUCCAAGAAGAAGCGCAAAUCGAAACAUAAACGUCACGCAUCCUCAGAUGAUGACCACUCAGACUUCAGUGAUGACUCUGACUACAGUCCCAGUGAGAAGAGGAAGUACAGAGAAUACAGUCCCCAGUACCCCCCACCUUCUCAUGGGGGCUACGGUGGCUCAAAGAAGGGCUACAUGAAGAUGGACAAACAGAGCUACGGAGGUUACGAUGACUAUGAGGAAGACAACUACGAGGGAGAGGAAGACGAGGAUAUGGUCGACGAAGACUACGACGACUUCACCAAGGAGCUCAACCAGUACCGCAAGGCCAAGGAGGGAGGCGGCCGCGGUGGGAGAGGAGCCAAAGGUCGCAUGAAGGGCCAGCGAGGCCGUGGAGGGAUGAGGGGAGGGAGGAGAGGAAGAGGAGGAGGCCGAGGAAGAGGAGGAGGCCGCGGCGGCGGGGGAGGAAAGAUGGGAGGAGACAACGAUGACGGAGACGGUUACGGAGACGAGAUGGAGUACGUUGAAGACGACUACGACAACAUGGGCGACGAUGACUACGACGACUACUCCAAGGAGCUCAAUCAGUACAAGAAGUCCAAAGACAGAGGCAGAGGAGGUAAAGGAGGCCGCGGGCGAGGCAGAGGCAAAGGAGGACGGGGUAUGCUCAGAGGAGGAAAGGGUCGAAACAGAGGCAGAGGAAGAGGAGACAUGGGGAACGAUGACGACAACAAUGGAGACAUGGACAACGGGGAUGGCAUCGGAGGUGACGGACCAGGGAGGAGGAAUCAGAAUGAAAAGCACCAGGAUAAGAAAGGAAAGGCCAUCUGCAAGUACUACAUCGAAGGGAGAUGCACCUGGGGGGACCACUGCAACUUCAGCCACGACAUCGAGCUGCCAAAGAAGAAGGAGCUGUGCAAGUUCUACAUCACUGGAUUCUGCGCCCGAGCUGACCACUGUCCCUACAUGCAUGGUGAAUUCCCCUGUAAGCUGUUCCACACCACGGGCAAAUGUGUCAACGGCGACGAGUGCAUGUUCUCCCACGAAGACCUGAACGAUGACACUCAGGAGCUGCUCAACAAGAUGUUGGCAGAGGAUGCAGAGGCUGGAGCUGAAGAUGAGAAGGAGGUGGAGGAGCUGAAGAAGCAGGGGAUCAACCCUCUCCCGAAGCCCCCUCCUGGAGUUGGCCUCCUCCCCACUCCUCCUCGGCCUGUUCCUGUAGACGCCAACACGGGGCCUGUGGAUUUCGGCGGGCCUCCACCUGGUGACUUCGGUGGUCUUCCUGGACCUAAUCAGGGGCCAAUGCCUGGCAAAGGCCCGCCAGGACCCGGGCCUAUUCCUGGGCCGAACCCCUGUGCUCUUCCACCUGUCCACGGUCCCGAUGGAGCUCCCUUCCAAGGCGGUCCCCCGAAUCCCAGCGGCCCUCCGCCCCACAUGGGUCCUCCGCCUCCUGGUGGUGGAGGAGGAGUUUGCAUGGGGAAGAAGAUCCCCUCGCUGUUUGAGAUUAAAGUUCAGCCGACAGGACAGCUGGCUCAGAAGCUAGCAGUUAGCCAGCCGCCCAGUGGCAGCCAGGCUCAGACCGCACCACCUGGACCCCAAGGCCCCCCAGGAGCCAUCCCACCCCGCUUCCCCGCCCCUCCAGGCAUGAUGCCCCCCGACAUGCAGAACAUGGGCCCCAACCUCGGCCCCCCUCCACCCAUGAUGGGAGGCUUUGCCCCCGGCGAAGGCCCCCCACACGGAGGUGCUAUGCCUCCAGGUCCCCCUCAGGGAGGAGGAAACUUCUUCAAUAACUUCUACAAUCAGCAGGAGGGAAUGAAGAUGGAGGGAGUGGUGCAAGAAGGUGACAACUACCAGGGAUUUUCCGGCAUGGACGAGAGAGCAGGAGCAGGGAAGUUUGGAAAUCAGUCCGGCGGCCAAGAAGGUUCUGCCAACGGAGCCUCGGCCGGUCAGGGAGGGAUCUCUGUGCCAGACUUUCUGCCUCCGGCGCAGCGUGUCCUGUUCAUGAGGAUCCAACAGAAGCAGCAGGAGGAAGAGGAACGAGCUCGCAGGAUGGCCGAGGGAGGCGCCGAGAAGAGCAAAGACACUGAAGGUGACUCAGGAAACUGGUACUCCAGUGAGGAUGAGGAUGGUGGUGGUAGUGUGACUUCCAUCUUGAAGACGCUCCGUCAGCAGACACAGGCUCCUCAGAAACCCGACGGCCUUCCGAGCGACCCACGUCUCCAAAAGGCCUCCCCAGCCGUCCCUCCGGCCCGUCCGGCAGACCCUCGCUUGGUUCGGGACCCCCGUCUGGCUCGUGCUGCUGAGUCCUCACAAAUCUCCGACCCCUCCCACACUGCUUCUUCCUCCGGACCGCCUGCAGAUCCCAGGCUGGCUAGGCUAGCCGCUGCUGCCUCAGCAGGAUCCGCUUCCCACUCGCCUGCUGCUUCUAAACCAGAGCCUCCUCUGGUCUACAAACCCCCGCCGCUUACAACCCCAGCAGCUGAUGAGGAGGAGACGGAGCGGGUUCUACGGGACAAACCCGUACCGAUUCCUCUGGACCCCCUCAUGGGUAUGGCUCUGAGAGACCCACGCACCCAGCUGCAGCAGUUCAGCCACAUCAAGAAGGACAUUGUUCUCCACAUGCCGGCCUUUUAUAAAACCAUCACCUGGUCACCUGAAGACCUUCUCCCGCUCCCGCUCCCCAAGCAGGACCUCCUUCCGCUCCCACCGGGCAUUCCACCUGUGUCCUCUCUAGAACCACGUCUGUCUCGGGCUCAGCAGCAGCUCCACACGUCACUCCCUCACUCGCAGCCUCCUCCCAUACAGCCUCCUCCCUCCAUGGACCCUCCUGCUCCCUCCUCCUCAGCCUCUUCCCUCCCAGACUUUGAGCUCCUCUCUCGUAUCCUCAAAACUGUUAACUCCGGCUCGUCCCAGACCGCCUCCCCCCCUCACUUAAGCACCCCUGCUGCACCUAUGUCACUGAUUGGUCCACCUCCCCCCAUGCCUCCUGCACCUGUAGACAAGCCCGUUGACCCCCGUGUGGCCCGCAAAGCCCUCGCAGACCCCCGUCUGCAGCCACAGAAGUCAGCACUGAAGCAGCCGUCAGAACCCGCGCCUCCUGCUCUCCCCUCUACAUCUCCGGCGACAACAUCUGGCUCCUCUCCACCUCGUAUUGCCCCUUACGACCCGCGACUGCUCUCCUCAGGUGGGGCAGGGCGCAGUGUGGGGGCCGGGGCACCAGGGGGAGCCAGUGUGCUGAGCGGCAUCAGUCUGUAUGACCCACGGACUAACAAACCAGGCAGCCCCAGUGCCAGCAGUGGCUCGAACAACUCCCCCAACUCGGCCACCAGCACAGAGUCCAAACCCAGUGAACCCACGACCAGUAAACCCAAGUCCAAGGAGCCCCUGUUUGUUCGGAAGUCUGCGUUGGACCAACCGGAACCAGAGAAAAGCGGAGAGCAAGGAACCGAUCGAUACAACAGCUACAACAGGCCCCGACCCAAGCCUGCCCCCUCGCCUAACUCCACAGCCCAGGGGGGUUCGGCCGCAGCCGGGGCGGCCGCGACUGGAGGUCAGGGGGCUCCCGGAGCCGCCGGAGAUCAGGGGCCCGCAGGCGUCCACAACCUGCCGGUGUCCUCUCUGUUCGGCGUGGUGAAGCAGGCCGCCAAACCCGGCGGGACAAGCAGCCCGUUCGGAGGGAACAGCCCGGCGCAGUCUGACCAGGCGGCCGCGGAGCAGGACAACGCCUCACUGAAGGACGUUUUCAAAGGCUUUGACCCGACGGCUUCGCCCUUCUGCCAGUGACACCGACCCUGGAGCGCUGAGGCCCAGGAUGUGCUUUGGGAUGUUUUAAUGUUUUCUUGGACGCUGAACAGAUCGGCGAAAAACAGAAACGAGCAGCACGGCGACUGCCUGAAAGACUGGUUAAGACGAAACCUUUGUGAACAAAACACACGACACACACACACACACACACACUUUACCACAGUGUUGGAGAUGCAGAUUCUAUAACAGACUCUGGGGUAAUGGGAAGGGUUUAAAGUUAAAUCUCUAUUUUAAACAGACUUAUUGAUGUAUAAAUAGAUGUAUUCUCUUCAUCUCAGUGCUUUGGUGAAAACAAUUAUUCAGACCGCAACAAUACACGUUUAUAUGGAAUGAACAUUUUAACUUCACGUCUUUUUUUUUUCUCUUCAGUUCCUCAUUUUUUAAUUUUAUUUUUCUUUCUAAGUCUUUUCACCUUUAAACCGUUUGACGUGCUCGUGUAUACUUUUGGGUAGCUAACAGCUGGGCAGCGCAGCAAACGAAAAGGUGGGGUUUUUAUUUAUCGGACGAUUUCCCGACAGAAUAUAUUGCUCAUCCGUGGUGUUUUCUGUGAUCACAUCAGCACUGAGGCGACUCCACCCGUCAGAAACAGAUAUAUAUCACUGCCUUGGUGUUCUCUGCAUUUCCUUUACAACCUUUUUUUUUUAGCUUUCUCUAACAGAAGCGUACAUUUUGUUCUGGUCCACAUCAUGUUUUCUGCAGGAACAGUUGCAAAUAUCUGAAUAUAAAUCUAUAUUCUGCUUGAUUUUUUUUUUUUUUUUUAGUAUUUAUUUUUCUACUUCUUUGCACUGUCGGCUUGUUGUUCUCUGAGGCUUGUAUUUUUUAAUGUCUGUAGCUCAUCCUGCUGCUCCUAUACAGUUCCAUUUCAGGUAUUUAGCGCUUUUCCAAAACAGGUGACUUCACUGUUUCGGGCAGUGACCCUUUAAGUUCUGCCUCUGUAACCACUACACCACUGUUGUUCCCCUGUUCCCCUCCCCACAUUUACACAAGUUUUGCCUUUGGUAGUUCUUGUUACUACGAGGAGAAAAGACUUUUGAACAUUUUGUUUUAUCGGUUUGCCGAAAGUGGAGAGCGUCCAGCUCGUGAAUGGAAGUUUCUGUAAAGGAUGAGGAGAUAAAGAGCAGACGCAGCUGCUCAGAUGGAUGACGGAAGCGUCGCGUCCUUGUCGGGAGGCGUUUUAGUCAAAACAUCGGCGGCGUUGCAGGGACGUCUGGCGAGAUUGUUCUUGCUGCCCAAAAGUCGAACCUGUUAUUAGCGAUUGUUUUGGUUUUUUUUGUCCAUCUUGAUCAGAAUUGGACGCUUUGAUUGACCGAUUUAAAAGCCAUCGUCUUGCUUUUAGUUGUUUUGUUUUAUUAACUGCUUUGUAAAGAAUGAAAAGAAUCCUAUCGAGCACGACUGCAGAUUCGUGAGAGCAGAGGUUGGAAGGAUUAGGAUCAUUUUGCUGCAUCAAGCUUCAAGCGUUUUGGUGGCACUGUGACAAUCAUAGACUACCCUCGGACCUAAUACUCAGUCAGCGUGUGAACCCAUCUGUGCAGGGGCGUCCCUCUGAGUUAGAACCAUGUCGUUCAAAACACACGCAAAAGUUUUUUUCUGUUUCAGGCUUACAGUAGAAAUGUUCGUCCUUCUGGUGGAAAUGUUCUGUUGCUGUGGAUUUACACGAGCCUCCCUCCCCGUUAGCAGCUGGAGCGAGCGCAGCGUCUGAAUCGGGGGGUCGAGGGGAAGCGGUCGUUCUGUCCGAUGCGGUUUCAUCGCCGCGGUUUGUUCGAGAAUCUGCAAAGGUCGUGGGCCGGGUGGGAAGGGGGGAAGGGGGAUCACAGUCGCGGAAGUUUUUCGGAGGUUUUUCGACUUCCGGAAGGUUAAGAUUGUACAACAGCUCUCAGGAUCGUCGUCGGCCGUCUUGUGUAUAAAUGUUGAUCAUUUUAAUUUAUUUUUUUAUACUUGGGUAAAUAUACUUCCUCACUUGUCAUUUUUGAACCGAGUAAUUUUGUACGUCAGGAAACAUGUGAAUACCACUCACCUCAGUGGGACGAAGGCAGGCUGUAGUCGUGUGAGGACAGAGAGAGGGAGAGAGAGAGGAGGCUUCUUUUGGUUUUGUGUAUGAAGAUUCAGACUAACAAAGAAUUCACUAUUUGCUCCCUGCUGCCGGCCCGUCACGCAGCCCGACAGGGCGCCGGCCGUGGCGAGCGUGAACAGUUUUGUUCUUUCCUUUACUGGCUUUGUUGUUUUGUAAAUUUGUUUUAAGUUUUUUUUUUUUUUUCUCACUAUGUAAAUUUGACCUUCCUGUCUUUGGAGGAGUGGAGUUUUCUAACUGUACACUGUAGGUGAGGCUGUAAGUAUUUAAAUAAAGUUGACACAUGAUCAACCAGUUAA